AUGAGGAAGGUUUUGUUUGUGGAGCCUGUCAUUUUCGUCUACGUGUUUGCGUCUUCCCUGACGAGCCCGCUGGUGCAGCAGUUCAUCUACCGGCAGCUCUGGGAAGAAGAGUACAAUUCCACUUUUGUAAGCAAUAGCAAUGUCAGUCACUGCGAGCAGAAUAAAAGUAGCCCGGCUUAUAUCGAGCAGAAGGUAGUUCAAGAAAAAGCCUCUCUUUUUAAUAUGCAGUUAGACUUAACUGGGGCUGUUCCCAGCCUUAUAGUUGCCUUUGUCAUUGUAGCUAAUGGGGAUCGCCAGGGACGCAAAAGAUCUUUAGUUUUACCAUCAGUGGGAGCUUUGCUUGCUAAUAUUUGCCUCACUGUAAUAUCAUAUUUUUCCUUGUCACUCUCUAUCCUAUUUGCGGUUGCAUUUAUUAGUGGACUGUUUGGGAGUAUAGCAACUUUCCUUGGAGGAGGUUUUGCUUAUAUAGCAGAUGUGUGUCAUGAUGAGAAGCAGAAAACAACACGAAUUGCUGUGGUGGAUUUGAUUUUUGGAAUUGUGUCUGGAUUGGCAGGGCUGUCAUCGGGCUAUAUUCUAAGAGGAAUAGGCUUUACAUGGACAUUUGUGACAGCAUCUCUGCUUCACACUGUUAAUAUUAUCUAUAUUAUAUUUUUUCUGGAAGAAACAGUAGGUAUAUCUGAAUUUCAGCAUGAGGCACCAGGAUCCUGUAAAGAACUACUUAAAGAGACAUUUUCUGGAGUGUACAUGCUUUUUAAAACUUCCCCUUACAAGAAGAGAAUUUUAAUAAUUGUGUUGCUUUUUACAUUUAUGAUGUAUUUGUUUACUGCGACUGGUGGGAGUUCGCUUUUUACACUGUAUGAGCUAGAUGAGCCACUGUGCUGGGAUGAAGUAUACAUUGGAUAUGGAGCAGCUGCCUCUACUUCUAUCUCGCUGACCAGUUUUCUUGGAGUUUACUUAUUUUCUAAAUGUCUCAAAGACAUUUAUAUUGUCUUUAUUGGGAUAUUUUCUUACAUUGGAGGAAUGAUCAUGGCUGCCUUUGCAAGAACUACCCUGCUCAUGUUUUUAGUAAGAGUGCCGUCUUUGCUCUGCUUUAUGCCUAUUCCUGUUCUCCGAGCCAUGCUGUCAAAAGUGGUUCUCACUGGUGAACAGGGUGCUGUGUUUGCUUGUAUUGCCUGUUUAGAAGUUGUGAUCGGCACUAUUUCACUUUCAGUUUUUAAUGUUCUCUAUGCAGCUACUGUUGCAUGGUUUUCAGGCUUUAGCUUCCUCCUAUCAGCAGGGCUUUGUCUAAUUCCACUGGCUGCCCUAUGCUGGCUUCUGUGCACAAGCUGGAAUGAGGAGGACUUGGCUCUGCUUGUAUCUGAAGAAGUAUCCAGCAUAGAGAGUGUUGAUAGUUGAACAAAGGAUUCAUCUACUUGGAUUUUCUAAUCUGACAUGCAGUGGCAGAGACCAUUAUGUCAUACAGAGACCACAGAGAGUACACAACAGUUGCAGAUGCAAUCUCGAAGUGGCCCUGCAGCAAUAAGCACUAAACUGGUAGCACUCUAUAUCCAGUGUCUUUUUAGCACUUUAAU
Molecule: messenger RNA, 1571 nt
Organism: Nestor notabilis (Kea)
Lineage: Eukaryota; Metazoa; Chordata; Aves; Psittaciformes; Psittacidae
Gene: SLC46A3
Product: solute carrier family 46, member 3
Exons: 5
Coding region: 1-1395 (464 amino acids)
Biological process (GO): vacuolar transmembrane transport
Cellular component (GO): lysosomal membrane
Molecular function (GO): transmembrane transporter activity
Source: RefSeq, a predicted model, not a curated record